Ictalurus furcatus (blue catfish) is the source of this 1354-nucleotide messenger RNA. It is a transcript of the gene chrnb3b, whose product is annotated as cholinergic receptor nicotinic beta 3 subunit b. The transcript has 5 exons. Gene Ontology annotation, cellular component: postsynaptic membrane; neuron projection; synapse. The record is from RefSeq and is a predicted model, not a curated record. NCBI's taxonomy places the organism in Eukaryota, Metazoa, Chordata, Actinopteri, Siluriformes, Ictaluridae. Gene Ontology annotation, molecular function: acetylcholine-gated monoatomic cation-selective channel activity; transmembrane signaling receptor activity. Bases 191 to 1354 code for a protein of 387 amino acids. Gene Ontology annotation, biological process: signal transduction; chemical synaptic transmission; monoatomic ion transmembrane transport.
GUGUGUGUGUGUGUGUGAAGCUGCAGGAGAGUUUGUGUCUCUGGCUGAGAGGGAAGACACCCUACUGAGGGACCUUUUUCAGGGCUAUCAGAAAUGGGUGCGGCCUACACAGCACUCCAACAACACUGUCAAAGUGCGCUUUGGUCUGAAGAUCUCACAGCUUGUAGAUGUAGAUGAAAAGAACCAGCUUAUGACCACUAAUGUGUGGCUGUGGCAGGAGUGGGUCGAUUAUAAACUGCGCUGGAACCCAGAGGAUUAUGGCGGUAUUACUUUCAUCCGGGUUCCUACAGAGAGCAUUUGGCUGCCUGACAUUGUGCUAUAUGAGAAUGCCGAUGGACAUUUCGAGGGCUCACUAAUGACCAAAGCUAUUAUAAAAUAUAACGGUGCUGUCACCUGGACCCCUCCAGCCAGCUACAAAUCAGCCUGCACUAUGGACGUGACAUUUUUUCCAUUCGACCGCCAAAACUGCUCGAUGAAAUUUGGCUCAUGGACUUAUGAUGGCACCAUGGUGGAUCUAGUUCUCGUAAACCACCAGGUGGACCGCAGCGACUUCUUCGACAACGGCGAGUGGGAAAUUCUGAGCGCCACGGGCGCCAAGGGCAGUCGGCAUGAUGGCACACUCUCCUACCCCUUCAUCACCUACUCCUUCAUCCUGAAGCGUCUGCCUCUCUUCUACACACUCUUCCUCAUAAUCCCCUGCUUGGGUCUGUCCUUCCUCACCGUUCUGGUGUUUUAUCUUCCAUCAGACGAAGGCGAGAAGGUGACGCUGUCCACGUCUGUGCUCGUCUCACUCACCGUCUUCCUCCUGGUCAUCGAGGAGAUCAUCCCAUCUUCAUCCAAGGUCAUCCCGUUGAUUGGCGAGUACCUGCUGUUCAUCAUGAUCUUUGUCACGCUGUCCAUCGUAGUGACCGUGUUUGUCAUCAAUGUGCACCACCGGUCCUCUGCCACCUACCACCCGAUGGCUCCGUGGGUGCGUGAGCUCUUCUUACAGCGCCUGCCUCAGCUUCUGUGCAUGCGCACUCACACAGAGCGAUACCUUUACCCCGAGCUGGAGCCACACAGCCCUGACUUCAAACCACGCAUCAGAAAAGCCCGACCAGGCCCUGAGGGCGAAGGUCAGGCUCUGGUCAACAUGCUGGAGAAGGCCACUUUCUCUGUCCGCUACAUCUCACGACACAUCCGCAAGGAAAAUUUCAUUAGAGAGGUGGUGCAUGACUGGAAGUUUGUGGCUCAAGUGUUGGACAGAAUCUUCCUCUGGGUCUUCCUCAUUGUGUCUAUAUUAGGCACCAUCCUCAUCUUCACUCCUGCUCUAAAGAUGUAUUUACUCUCUUCAUCUCCUCCUUUAGCUCCAUAG